CUUCUUUUCUUAGCAUCCUCAUUUAGGUGGAUAAACGGACAAGACGCAGCUAUGAGUCUCUCAGCCAAUGACAAAGCCAACGUGAAGGCCAUCUGGGGCAAGAUCCUCCCUAAAUCCGAUGAGAUUGGAGAACAGGCUCUUUCCAGGAUGGUGGUUGUCUACCCCCAGACCAAGGCCUACUUCUCCCACUGGGCUUCCGUGGCCCCCUAUUCCGCUCCAGUGAAGAAGCACGGCAUCACCAUCAUGAAUCAGAUCGAUGAAUGUGUAGGCAACAUGGACAAUCUCGUUGAUUUCUUGUCCAAGCUCAGUGAACUGCACGCCACCAAGCUGAGGGUGGACCCCACCAACUUCAAGAUCCUGGCUCACAACCUGAUUGUGGUCGUUGCCGCCUACUUCCCUGCGGAAUUCACCCCCGAGAUCCAUCUGUCCGUGGACAAGUUCCUGCAGCAACUGGCUCUGGCCCUGGCGGAGAAGUACCGCUAAACGGGAGUUCAGCUGUCAAGCUGUCAUCCGAGGCAUAAUGUCCAUCCAAUAUUGACACACUGACAAUGUCUUGUGAUAUAUAUUGUCGGCUACAUUUGGAUUCUCUUGUAGAAUAUAUUUGUCACGUCAAGUAUAGAAUAAAGUUAACAGCCUAUUUCACAUUGUUUCAAGGGCAUUUCAUAAAAAUUAUGCACUUCACAAUUAAUUAUAUUUUUACUCCACCUUAGCAUACACCUUGACAUUAAAAUGUCCUAAAUGAA
This is a messenger RNA of Coregonus clupeaformis (lake whitefish), 743 nucleotides long. RefSeq names its product hemoglobin subunit alpha-4-like. NCBI's taxonomy places the organism in Eukaryota, Metazoa, Chordata, Actinopteri, Salmoniformes, Salmonidae. Bases 52 to 483 code for a protein of 143 amino acids. Gene Ontology annotation, molecular function: oxygen binding; heme binding; haptoglobin binding. Gene Ontology annotation, biological process: oxygen transport; hydrogen peroxide catabolic process. The record is from RefSeq and is a predicted model, not a curated record. The transcript is spliced from 3 exons. Gene Ontology annotation, cellular component: blood microparticle; hemoglobin complex; haptoglobin-hemoglobin complex.